AUGGAAGAAGACGGCUUCCAGAACUUAGUAGAGUCUACUGUUAAAGAAUGCAAGUCUGAUCAGAGGAAAGCAGGAAUUCUAUCUAUCCUGAAAUCUACUAAACUGUCGAUCAAACAAUGGGUGGGGAAGAGAGACCAUUUUCCUUCUGUAGAGAUUACAGAUUUAGAAAAGAGGAUUCAUUUGGAAGAGGUAAACCUGCAGCAGAGGCAAGGUACAUAUGGUUGGGACAGAGGAUCAGAUUUGAACAAUAUGAGAUCAGAAUUAUGGAGGUUGUAUAAGAUUGAAGAACAGAUAUGGUUUCAAAAAUCGAGAGCUAGAUGGGUGGAAGAAGGGGACCGCAAUACAAGAUUUUUUCAUACUUGUGCGUUGAUUAGGAGAAAGAGGAAUUCCAUGUAUGCUUUGAAUGUCAAUGGAGGGAUAACCCAAGAUCCAUCUGUCAUCAAAGCUUGUGUCAAAGACCAUUUUUUUGGAAUUUUCAACUCUAGUUCUACUUUGGAAGUAGAAGAUAUGAAGAUGAAUUUUUCAAAAAUUUCAGUGGAGCAAAGUAAUAUUCUGGAAAAAGAAUUCACGGAGGAAGAAAUAUGGGAGACUCUACAAUCGUGGAAAGAUUGGGAACAUGGAGUAAAUCAUACUUUCAUUACUCUUAUCCCCAAGGUGGCCAAUAUUGGUGGAUUAGAUGACUAUAUACCUAUAAGCCUUGUAGGAGGUCGUCAAAUUCUGGAUUGUUCUCUUAUAGCCAAUGAGGGGAUUGAUUUCUGGAGGAAAAAGGGACUUAAAGGAUGUGGUUUAAAGUGGAUUUUAGAAGGGCUUACGACACUGUGGAUUGGGUCUAUUCUUUUAAGGUUAUGGAGAAAAUGGGUUCGGUUCUAA
This is a messenger RNA of Hibiscus syriacus, 870 nucleotides long. RefSeq lists its product as uncharacterized. NCBI's taxonomy places the organism in Eukaryota, Viridiplantae, Streptophyta, Magnoliopsida, Malvales, Malvaceae. Bases 1 to 870 code for a protein of 289 amino acids. The transcript has 3 exons. The record is from RefSeq and is a predicted model, not a curated record.